Aspergillus tanneri is the source of this 1617-nucleotide messenger RNA. RefSeq names its product putative AMP-binding enzyme. NCBI's taxonomy places the organism in Eukaryota, Fungi, Ascomycota, Eurotiomycetes, Eurotiales, Aspergillaceae. The record is from RefSeq and is a predicted model, not a curated record. The coding region runs from base 1 to 1617 and encodes 538 amino acids. The transcript has 4 exons.
AUGGCCUCUGCUACCUUUCCACAGCCUGGAGUUAUCCACGGUAAACGCAUCUUAGCCACUGUCAUCGAGAACCGAGCCAAAGACUGCACUAACAGCAACCCCUGGAUAUCGCUCCCCAUCAACGACCAGGAUCUUUCCGCGGGAUUCCGAGACUUCACCUUCCAGCACCUGAACAACGCAGCAAACCACGCAGCUCAGUGGCUCCGUCAGGCUCUUCCAACGACCUCCAAGUCCUUUCAAUCUUUUGCAUAUGCUGGCCCCAAGGAUCUGCGGUAUGCGAUUCUUGCAGUAGCAGCGGCAAAGCUGCAGAAAGUGAUGAUUCUUCCCUCGCCGUUGAUCACGCCGGAGGCUCAGCUGCGCAUUCUGGAAAAGAAAGAUUGUAAAUUAUAUCUCAGGCCGUUGGAAAUGGCCGGUCCUGUAGAUUCUAUUCUACGAAAGGCAUCUUACAUUAGAAGUAUUACCGUCCCAGGUCUUGAGGAGUUUCUCAGGGAGGAUGCAGCAGCGCCAGCUGUUUAUGGUAAGACAUGGGAUGAGGGAAAAGACGAUCCGUGGCUGGUGUUCCACACCUCAGGCACAACAGGAAAUCCCAAGCCAAUUACCUAUACACAUCAAAUGAUGGCUGGUGCCGAUACCGCCGCCUCUCUGCUGGAUAUUGAAGAAACUCAUAUUCAUCAAUAUGCCCGGCGAAGAUGGUACACACCGUUGCCCUCGCUACAUUUUGUGGGUAUGUUAAUGAGUCUUGCCAUGACUGGUUUUGUAAAUAUGACAUCUGUUAUUGGGCCUCCUUCCCCCCCCACUCCCAAACUUCUUAUAGAUAUUUUUCGCUACGGCCAGAUAGACGGUGCACUUCUUAUGCCCGCUUUAAUUGACCAACUCUGUAUCCUCCCCGAUGGUCUCCAAGCGCUACGCGAGCUAAAAUACAUACACUAUGCUGGUGCUCCUCUUUCCUCUAAAUCAGGGAAUCUACUCUCACCUUAUACUCAAGUUGUCCCCUGUGUCGGCAGCACCGAAGCAGGUGGGUACUUUACAAGUAUCCAUCAAAACAAGGAAGCAUGGGACUACCUCUCCUUCCAAAAACAUGCCGGGGCGGAAUUCAAACACCGCAUCGACGGCCUGCACGAGCUUGUAUUUGUGCGUCAUCCUGAAUGCGCAAUGCAGCAAAUCUUCCAAGUCUAUCCAGAUCGCGAAUCCUUCGAGACAAAUGAUUUAUGGAUCGAGCAUCCAGUACACAAAGGGCUAUGGAAGAUUAUCGGCCGCAGCGACGAUUACGUAUAUCUAGCACAUGGAGAGGGACUGCAUGCUUCGCUUCUCGAACCAGAGAUCAUUGCUCACCCGAGCGUGAAGUCAGCGAUCAUUGGAGGGCAUGGGCAUUUAGCACCAGUUCUUCUGGUAGAGUUGGUUCCCGGGGUGGAGUUAGAUGAUAUGACUGUGAGAAAAAGUCUAGAGCCCUAUAUUCAGAAGGUCAAUGCACAUUGUCAUGAACGUGUGAAGCUUUCUUCGGAGCGGUUGAUUUUCGCCACGAAGGACAAGCCUUUUAUCUUGACGGUUAAAGGGAGUGUGGCGAGGUUGCAAACUCUGGCUCUCUAUGAGGGAGAAGUUGCGUCCUUGUUUGCCUAG